Messenger RNA from Eruca vesicaria subsp. sativa (arugula), 1107 nucleotides. The record is from the annotation of a GenBank genome assembly. NCBI's taxonomy places the organism in Eukaryota, Viridiplantae, Streptophyta, Magnoliopsida, Brassicales, Brassicaceae.
AUGCAGGGAAGGAUGAUUCUGAAUAUCAUAUCGUCAGUGACAUAUCCACGUCACUCCCUCCACAGCCCUCACACAAAAUCUUUGCAAAUCCGCCGACAUUUUCACCGGAGUAGCCAAAUCCCCACCGUCAAUCUAUGCAAUCCACGCCAGACAAUGAAUAGCUUCCAAAUACGAACACGAGACAGAACCAUCUUAUGCUUGGCUCGCCGGAAACCAGAGACAGCGACGGUUGAGGUUGAAGAUGAUCCUCUCCGGGGCACUCUUCGUAAUCUACUGUGGACAGCUGAAGCCGUGUACAUACUAUGGCUCUUUCUUCUUCCAUACGCUCCCGGAGAUCCAGUUUGGGCAAUAAGCUCAGAGACGGUGAAUUCUCUCUUGGGACUUUCAUUGAACUUCUUCUUUAUCUUGCCUCUCACAAACUCAGUUGGUAUUCAUGUCCUAGAAGCUCCCGUUCUUCACCCUAUGGCAGAAGGGUUAUUCAACUUUGUAAUAGCUUGGACACUCAUGUUUGCUCCCUUGCUAUACACAGACCGAAAGAGAGAUCGAUUCAAAAGCUCUCUUGACGUCUUAUGGGGUCUCAUGAUGUUCCUCACAAACACGUUUCUGAUCCCAUACAUGGCUAUCCGGCUCAAUGACCCUGACCCUGAUGAUGAACCGAGCAAAAGGUCUCAACUCGGUGAAGCCAUGACCAAAGGGGCGCCUAUAGUUGGUCUCACUGGUGUUACCGUGUGUCUGAUAUCGACACUGUGGUCUCUCUACGGUCGAGCAGAUGAAGGUUUCGGUGGAAUAUUGGAGAGAUGGCAGUAUCUGAUUGGUUAUUUGGGAUCAGAGAGACUAGCUUACGCUUUUAUAUGGGAUAUAUGUCUGUACACAGUUUUUCAGCCAUGGUUGAUUGGAGAGAACCUGCAAAAUGUGAAGAAGAGUAAAGUUGAGUUAGUGAGUUAUCUUAGGUUUGUUCCUGUUCUUGGAUUGUUUGCGUAUCUUCUGUUUCUCAAUCUUGACAAUGAAGCUUCUAGUUAAUCUGUUAAAUAAUUGUUACAAAAUACAUGACACAUGUUCAUAUGUAUGUAAGAAUAUUUAUUUUGUCAUGGUGCUUUACCAAGUUUA